Messenger RNA from Durio zibethinus, 1601 nucleotides. Its product is annotated as aspartyl protease AED3-like. The record is from RefSeq and is a predicted model, not a curated record. Gene Ontology annotation, biological process: proteolysis. Gene Ontology annotation, molecular function: aspartic-type endopeptidase activity. Lineage: Eukaryota; Viridiplantae; Streptophyta; Magnoliopsida; Malvales; Malvaceae.
UAUAAUUUUCCUACAAAACAAUGAAAACCCAUAUAUUUUCUUUAGUUUUCCUCUUCUUUUCCCUAGCCCAAGGUCUGAACCCCAAGUGUGACAUCCAAGACCAUGGCUCAAACCUCCGAGUGUUCCACAUUUACGGUCCAUGCUCACCCUUCAAACCCUCAAAGCCACUUUCAUGGGAAGAGGAUGUACUACAAAUGCAAGCCAAGGACCAGGCCAGGCUGCAAUACUUGUCGAGUCUGGUGGCUAAGAAAUCUGUGGUGCCAAUAGCUUCGGGCAGGCAGAUUAUACAAAGUCCAACUUACAUUGUCAGGGCCAAAAUUGGAACUCCACCUCAGACUAUGCUUAUGGCCAUGGAUAAUAGCAAUGAUGCUGCUUGGAUACCUUGCUCAGGCUGCCUCGGCUGCUCUUCUACUGUUUUUGACAACGCUAAAUCCACCACAUUCAAGACCCUUGACUGCCAAGCAGCUCAGUGCCAGCAGGUACCAAACCCCACCUGCGAUGGCAGCGCGUGUAUUUUCAACAUGACCUACGGCGGUUCAACCAUAGCAGCAAACCUUUCACAAGAUACACUCACCUUAGCCAUUGACCUUGUACCAAGCUACACUUUUGGUUGUCUCCAAAAGACAACAGGCAACUCAGUUCCACCACAGGGCUUGUUGGGCUUAGGCCGAGGCCCAUUAUCAUUCCUCUCACAAACCCAAGAUUUGUACCAAUCAACAUUUUCAUACUGCUUGCCUAGCUUUAAGUCACUUAAUUUUUCUGGGUCUUUGAGACUUGGGCCAGUUGGGCAGCCAUUGAGGAUCAAGUUCACCCCAUUGCUUAGAAAUCCUAGAAGACCAUCACUUUACUUUGUGAAUCUGAUUGGGAUUAGAGUUGGAAGGAAAAUUGUUGAUCUCCCACCAAGUGCAAUUGCUUUCGAUCCUACCACUGGUGCUGGUACCAUUAUUGAUUCUGGAACGGUCUUCACGCGACUAGUAGCACCAGUAUACGUAGCCAUCCGAGACGAGUUCCGGAGACGAGUUAAUGUAGCCAACGUGACAUCUCUUGGCGGUUUCGAUACAUGCUAUACGGUCCCGAUCGUGGCGCCGACAAUGACGUUCAUGUUCGCUGGAAUGAACGUGACACUGCCAGAAGAAAACCUACUAAUCCACAGCACAGCAGGCAGCAUCACAUGUUUAGCAAUGGCAUCAGCACCAGACAAUGUCAACUCAGUGCUGAAUGUGAUAGCCAAUAUGCAGCAACAGAACCAUAGGGUACUUUUCGAUGUGCCCAAUUCGAGGUUGGGCGUGGCACGUGAGCUCUGUACCUAAACUCUUGGGAAAAGAAUAUAUGAGACCAAAAAAUAUUCUAAAGUAAAAUUUUUUGUAGCUUUUGAAUUUGUAAGUCUUAGUCACGGGCUUUCUUCUGUUAUCUCAUUUUAUUUUGUCUUUUAUCAUAUUGGGUUGAUGACAGUUUAACAGCUAGGCCGUACCAUGUCACGGGUCAGUCGGCAACAAAACUAAGACCAUUUCACGCUGAGUUGUCAAGAAAUUUCAGUUUAAUAAAGUAGUAAUUUUUAUGUACCUUUUCCUUGGCUUAUGUUGAACCUUGAUUUUGUCUAG